CGGGCCCCGGGAGCCGCUCCUUCCCGACCGAUGUCCGCAAGAUGGAGGCGACGGGGGCGACGGCGUGAGGAGGGCGGCGCGGAGAGCGCGGGAGCAGGCCGGCGGGCGGCGGAGGCGGCGGGAUGGGGCUGCUGCUCAUGAUCCUGGCGUCGGCCGUGCUGGGCUCGUUCCUCACGCUGCUCGCACAGUUCCUGCUGCUCUACCGCAGACAACCCGAGCCGCGGGCGGACGAGGCGGCCCGCGCGGGCGACGGCUUCCGCUAUCUCAAGCCGGUGCCGGGCCUGCCCCUUAGGGAGUACCUCUAUGGCGGCGGCUCGGAGGAGCCCGCGGCCGGGUCGUCCGAGGCCGGCUCCACUCCGACUCCGACCCCCGACAGCCCGGCCCCGCCGACGCGGGAGACCUGCUACUUCCUCAAUGCCACCAUCCUGUUCCUGUUCCGGGAGCUGCGGGACACGGCGCUCGCCCGCCGCUGGGUCACCAAGAAGAUCAAGGUGGAGUUUGAGGAGCUGCUGCAGACCAAGACGGCCGGCCGCCUGCUGGAGGGGCUGAGCCUGCGCGACGUGUUCCUGGGCGACACGGUGCCCUUCAUCAAGACCAUCCGCCUGGUGCGGCCCGUGGUGGCCUCGGGCACCGGCGAGCCCGACGGCCCCGACGGGGACGCGCUGCCCGCCACCUGCCCCGAGGAGCUGGCCUUCGAGGCGGAGGUGGAGUACGACGGCGGCUUCCACCUGGCCAUCGACGUGGACCUGGUGUUCGGCAAGUCCGCCUACCUGUUCGUCAAGCUGUCGCGGGUGGUGGGCCGGCUGCGCUUCGUCCUUACCCGCGUGCCCUUCACCCACUGGUUCUUCUCCUUCGUGGAGGACCCGCUGAUUGACUUCGAGGUGCGCUCCCAGUUCGAGGGGCGGCCCAUGCCCCAGCUCACCUCCAUCAUCGUCAACCAGCUCAAGAAGAUCAUCAAGCGCAAGCACACCCUGCCCAGUUACAAGAUAAGGUUUAAGCCGUUUUUUCCAUACCAAGCCUUGCAAGGAUUUGAAGAAGAUGAAGAACUUAUCCAUAUUCAACAGUGGGCACUUACUGAAGGCCGGUUGAAAGUUACAUUGUUAGAAUGUAGCAGGUUGUUCAUUUUUGGAUCCUAUGACAGAGAAGCAAAUGUUCAUUGCACACUUGAGUUGAGCAGUGGUGUUUGGGAAGAAAAACAAAGGAGUUCUAUUAAGACGGUUGAAUUAAUAAAAGGGAAUUUACAGAGUGUGGGACUUACACUUCGUCUUGUUCAGUCAACUGAUGGAUAUGCUGGGCAUGUCAUAAUUGAAACCGUGGCCCCAAACUCACCUGCUGCAAUUGCAGAUCUUCAGCGAGGAGAUCGGCUCAUUGCAAUUGGAGGUGUGAAAAUCACAUCCACACUGCAGGUGCUGAAGCUUAUCAAGCAGGCUGGUGACCGCGUCCUAGUGUACUACCAAAGACCUGUUGGUCAGAGCAACCAAGGGGCCGUGCUGCAAGACAGUUUGGGCCAGUUAGAAGAAAACUUUUUGUCAAGUGCUUGCCAGCCAGGUUAUGAAGAAGAAGCUGCUGGGUUGCCAGUGGAUACUGAAAAUAGAGACCUUGAUUCGGAAUUUGAAGACUUGGCAAGUGAUGUCAGAGUACAAACAGAGUUCAAAGAGGAGGCACAGCCCUUAAGUCCCAGUCCCAAGCGCACUCCAACAACGCUUUCUAUUAAACCCCUUGGCGCUAUAUCCCCAGUUUUAAAUCGUAAAUUAGUUUCAGGAAUCCAUCCACCACCACAAAAACUUCCAUCUAAAGAAGGAAAUAAACCAUCAGCUCUUAAAACUUCAGAGGCCACAGAAGCAGCACCAGUGUCCAAACCCCAGGGAUCCACUUUCAAACCACCUGUGCCACCACGACCACAAGUGAAAAUUCCUUUGCCUUCCACUGACACUCCAACUCAGGCAGACCCAGAUGCUGUUGAAAAGCCAGAGAAGGUGCUGCUCCCUCCUCCUCCUACAGAGAAACCUGCUGAAAAGCAAGUGAAGAGCGUGGAUCAUGGAGAAGAUGGAGCAGCAGGUAAGCAGUCUUCAGCAAAGCAAGAAGUAGUAAAAGAUGUUACUUCAGAAAGUUCUGGUCCUACUAAGGACCCUUCGGAUGACCAUCAGAUGUGGGAAUCAUCAGAGGUUCUUUAUCGUAAUAAGGUAGGAAAGUGGUCAAGAACCAGAGCAUCCUGUUUGUUUGACAUAGAAGCCUGCCACAGGUACCUGAACAUUGCACUGUGGUGCAGGGAUCCUUUCAAGUUAGGAGGUCUCAUCUGUUUGGGGCAUGUUAGUUUAAAACUUGAAGAGGUGGCUUUAGGUUGCCUAGCUACAUCAAACAUGGAAUACCUUUCAAAGUUCAGACUGGAAGCCCCGGCUCCUAAGGCCAUGGUCACUAGAACUGCACUGCGCAGUCUGAGUAUGCAAAAGGGCUUCAACGACAAGUUUUGUUUCGGUGACAUUACUAUUCAUUUCAAAUAUUUGAAGGAAGGAGAACCAGACCACCACAUAGUUCCUAACAUAGAGAAAGAAAAAGAACUCCAUUUGAUUGAGGAAGUUUCAUCACUCCCUAAAGAGGAACAUUUUGUUGGACAGAUGAGUUUGUCAGAAAAUAAACAUAGUUUCCAGGAUACUCAGUUCCAAAACCCAACUUGGUGUGAUUACUGUAAGAAAAAAGUCUGGACAAAAGCUGCUUCCCAGUGUAUGUUCUGUGCUUAUGUUUGUCAUAAAAAAUGUCAAGAAAAGUGUCUAGCUGAGACACCUCUUUGUGGAGCAACUGAGAGGCGAAUAGACCGGACCUUGAAAAACCUCAGGUUGGAGGGACAGGAACCACUCAUGGGCCUUCCUCCUCGUGUGGAGAUGGAAGCUAAUAAGUCAGUCCAUAAAACAACUGGCUUGACAAGGCACAUUAUUAAUACUAGCUCUCGUUUACUAAAUUUGCGUCAAGUCUCUAAAGCUCGUGUUUCUGAACCAGGAACAGAUCUUGUGGAACCAUCACCAAAGCACACACCCAACACAUCAGACAAUGAAGGAAGUGACACAGAGGUGUGUGGUCCAAACAGUCCUUCCAAACGAGGGCACAGUGCAGGAAUAAAGUUGGUGAGAAAGGAAGGUGGGCUGGAUGACAGUGUUUUCAUUGCAGUGAAAGAAAUCGGCCGUGAUCUGUAUAGAGGCUUGCCAACAGAAGAAAGGAUCCAAAAGCUAGAAUUCAUGCUGGAUAAACUGCAGAAUGAAAUUGAUCAGGAGUUGGAACACAAUAAUUCCCUUGUUAGAGAAGAAAAAGAAACAACUGAUACAAGAAAAAAAUCACUUCUUUCUGCUGCCUUGACUAAAUCAGGUGAAAGACUACAAGCUCUGACACUCCUGAUGAUCCACUACAGGGCAGGCAUUGAAGAUAUUGAGACCUUAGAGAGCCUGUCUUUAGACCAGCAGUCGAAAAAGGUAAACAAAUACACAGAUGAUACGGAAGAAGACCUUGAUAAUGAAAUAAGCCAACUGAUCGACUCUCAGCCAUUCAGUAGCAUCUCGGAUGACUUGUUUGGCCCAUCAGAGUCUGUGUAGCAGACAAACUAAACUUUCAAGUGGUUGGGGACAAAAUGCAUCUGGUGUGCCACGGAUACAGCCAUGUUUCAGUUCUCUCGUGGUGCGCUUUGGCCUGCUUCUACAGUUGCUUGCUUGUAUAAGAAUGAAAGGUGGUUUUCCAGCAGAAACAUAACGAGCUCACCAAACUGGUUGUUUUGGAUUGUGUUUAUUCUUAUUGGUUUGGGGGUUUAUACUGGGAAUUGGGUUUUAUUAAUUUAUUUUUAACCUUUUCUAAUUAUGUAAGCUAACUUUGUGUUUAUGUAUUGUGAUGUCUCACUGUCCUUUUUUUUCUUUCCUCCUUGUUAUUGAAUUAAUGUUAAGUAAGAUCCUGUCCAGAUUCCUGAAAUAUUUUCAUUCUCAUUCAUCACGGUUAUAACAGAAAAUUUGUUGCAUGCCUAAAUUGACAGCAGUAAUCACUGAGGGAACAGAAUUGAAUCUUCUUUCUUCUAUGUUUUGAGGUUUGUCAGCCGUACUGCGUGAGGUUUUGUUAUAUGGGGUUGGGAGGAUUUCUGUUUUGUUUUAUUUUGUUUUGUUGUUGCUGCCAAAUACAAACGAAAGCAAACCGUA
Myodes glareolus (Bank vole) is the source of this 4169-nucleotide messenger RNA. RefSeq names its product PDZ domain containing 8 (gene Pdzd8). The record is from RefSeq and is a predicted model, not a curated record. Gene Ontology annotation, cellular component: mitochondria-associated endoplasmic reticulum membrane contact site. Gene Ontology annotation, molecular function: protein binding; lipid binding. NCBI's taxonomy places the organism in Eukaryota, Metazoa, Chordata, Mammalia, Rodentia, Cricetidae. Gene Ontology annotation, biological process: mitochondrial calcium ion homeostasis.